AUGACGAAGGUUCAACACAACGCUUCCCCCCCAAUCGCCACCAAAAUCGAUGUCUGGGGAUCAUUGGAGGCCGAGGGAAAAAUAUUCAUAAUGAUGAAGCCUCAACACGACGCUACCUUCUCACGCAUGAACAAAAUCGAUGGCUGGGGAUCUUUGGAGGCCGAGGGAAAAAUAUUCAUAACGAUAAAGCCUCAACACGACGCUACCUUCUCACGCAUGAACAAAAUCGAUGGCUGGGGAUCUUUGGAGGCCGAGGGAAAAAUAUUAAUAAUGAUGAAGCCUGAACACGAGGCUACCUUCUCACGCAUGAACAAAAUCGAUGGCUGGGGAUCUUUCGAGGCCGAGGGAAAAAUAUUCAUAAUGACGAAGCCUCAACACGACGCUACCAACUCAAUCAUGAACAAAAUCGAUGUCUGGGGAUCUUUGGAGGCCGAGGGAAAAAUAUUAAUAAUGAUGAAGCCUCAACACGACGCUACCUUCUCAAUCGCCAUGAACAAAAUCGAUGGCUGGGGAUCUUUGGAGGCCGAGGGAAAAAUAUUCAUAAUGAUGAAGCCUCAACACGACGCUACCUUCUCAACGCAUGAACAAAAUCGAUGGCUGGGGAUCUUUGGAGGCCGAGGGAAAAAUAUUAAUAAUGAUGAAGCCUCAACACGACGCUUCCUCCUCAAUCGCAUGAACAAAAUCGAUGGCUGGGGAUCUUUGGAGGCCGAGGGAAAAAUAUUCAUAAUGAUGAAGCCUCAACACGACGCUACCUUCUCAAUCGCAUGA
Molecule: messenger RNA, 768 nt
Organism: Necator americanus (New World hookworm)
Lineage: Eukaryota; Metazoa; Nematoda; Chromadorea; Rhabditida; Ancylostomatidae
Exons: 1
Coding region: 1-768 (255 amino acids)
Source: RefSeq, a predicted model, not a curated record